Messenger RNA from Cherax quadricarinatus, 10118 nucleotides. The record is from RefSeq and is a predicted model, not a curated record. Lineage: Eukaryota; Metazoa; Arthropoda; Malacostraca; Decapoda; Parastacidae.
AAAAUUUCUUAAUUGCAGAUGAUUACUGGCACAGCAGAAAACACAAUGAGUCAUUAAGAUGAGAGGGACAGUGUGGAUUGAGUGUCAUGCAUGCGUCUCAUGGGUGUGAUCACGUGCUCAGACCUCAUGAACCCCUCCGCCAAUGUUACCUAUACACACAAGAAGUUCAAAAGGGCCCCAAUCGAGGCCUGUGACACUGUGGAAAAGCAGCAACAGCCCCACCACGACGAGAAUGGAAGGAGCAGCAAGACGGCAUCCUCGACGGUACUUGUGAGAUCAAACAAAGCAUCAGUGUUAGGGGCUCCGUCGCCCAUUAAUGGUUUCCUCUCCACGCCGGUGGCGAAUAAUUUCUCCGGAAGUGGCGUUCAGUUCUCCUUGGAAUCUGACGACAGUAAAAAGAAAAAUGGAAAUAGUGGUGGCAAGUACAAAUGUGAGUAUUGUGGGGUGGGGUGUGCUAAACCCUCAGUGUUGGACAAACACAUCCGCACCCACACCAACGAGCGGCCGUAUAGCUGCGAACAAUGUAGCGUAGCCUUUAAAACCAAGAGUAACUAUUUGAAACAUACCAGAUCCCGAGCCCAUGCCCUUAGGUGUGAUGGCGGGGGUCAGGACGGCAGUGACGGGACGGUAGAAUCCAGCGACAAUCUUGACAUAGAGGGAGAUGAAGGCUCCCGCUGCCCCAGUCGAGAAACUGGGCAGCAGUGCCAACCUGCUGACCUUUCUGUGGGUCAUGUUUCCACCCUGGAGCAGCCAGCGAGCAUCACUGCUACCUCCUCGGCCGCCAGAAUAUAUCAAGAAGAUGGCAAAGAUCGAGGCAAUUUUAUAUACAAGCCCAAGUUCCGCGUUUGUGCUCAGUAUUCACCCCAGGAGGAGAGCGGGCCUAAGAGACAGUCUCCUCCAAUACAAAGACAGUUGUCAACCCCACCUCAGGAUGUCACUACAUUUGACAGUAAUGUCAUCAACACUCCGACAUAUCAAGUGCUUGCUGCCUCUACCCUCAGUCACCCUGGCCAGGGUGCUCACUCCAGUCCCAGGCCUCACUCCCCAAAUCCUUCCAGCGUUCCUAAGCAAUGCCUUCCUCCACUAGAUAUUCGGGCGGCCAACAGGAAGGAUGAUGGAGCGACAUCUGCUCAGCGGAACUCUGUGGUGGCCUCUCAGACUGUAAGUUCUCUGUGGAAAGGGAUGAAGUCUCCUAGUCCAGAUUUAGUCGGGCAACAUAUCACUAAAUUGAUUGUUGAAAAUCAAGCCAUCGUGGAGACCCACAACCCGCUGUGGUCUCGGCGUUACAGGCGCCAGAACAGCCUCGGCUCUUCAUCAAGCGAGAGCGACGGGUCCGGCAGCGGUAAAAGUCGAAGAUACAAUCUUGCAGAUUCAAAUUUAAAAAAUGUUAAAUCUGCUUCUGUAACCCUUCCUGCUUGUUCAGGGCCUGUGCAGCCAUACUCCCGUGAGAGAAGUCAUUCCCUCGCUGCUGAACCCAUCAUGGUUGAGGCACGGUCUUCGUACAGUCCCAGUCUUCCACCCACCCCACAUCUGCCUCUUGCUCAGCCGCCUCCAGUAGCCACCCCAAUCAGUGCUUCCAAACCUUCCAUAUCAUCACAAGGACCUACUACCUCUUAUUCUCAGUCUGCCCCAACCUUCACUGCCUCCCAUGUGACUAUGGUUGACUUCAACAUGUCUGAUGCAUCACGCAAGCGGUGCAUCUCUGAGGGCCCUUGUGUUGCUCGAGACUUAUCAAAGAGUCGAUUAAUGCCUCUCGACGAUCCACCUCUUCUACAGCAGCAUCCACAAAACCCUGAGGGAUCAGUUAUCAAAAACCUUCUCUUAACUGCCCGUGCUGGCAUUGCAAAUGCUAUUGACCAAAACUUAGAGAGACAGGAACAUAGCAGGAGGUGCAGCCAGGCUGUUACACUGGGUGACAUUGGCUCUCUCACGUGUUUAAGAUGUAGAAUACCUUUUCGAAAUCCUGAGGACCUGGAAUACCAUCUUCGCCAUUACUGUGGACAGAGACCAAGCACUGGAAGCGAAAGAGGGACUCCAGACUCAAUCAAGAGUAGUGAUGGGGGACGUUGGUCGGGGGAGAAAGAAGCAGCUCUGGAUCUGCAGAAAAAAAACGAGUAUGUGGACCAACACGACCGUGAGCGUUCAUCAUCAAGAGGAUCAUCAGUUGGGGAAACGCCACAAAGACGAGGCUCGGAGGACGAUUUUAAAUACCACUCUGACCUCUCACCGAAGGUAUACAGGAGUAAAUCGGCUCCAGAGGGCGCUCCACCCCCUACUAAGAAAAGAAAAAUGUCUGAUAUUGAUUCUGUGGCACAGGAAAGAUCCAGGUAUUUCUCAUCAACAUUUUCUAAGGGACAAGGGGGGAAUAAAAAUGAGUCUUGUAUAAAAUUAAUGGAUGACAUAAAUAAACAAAAACUCAAUAACCAUCACCUCUUUGGUGGGGAAGUUCAAAUCUGCGACGGAAAUGAAUUCAAAACCAUGAGGAUAGAUCCCGGCCAACACCCGAGUCCAGCCAUUGAUAUCUGCAUCCCCCCACAGCAACUGGGUGGCAGUAUCCCCAAAGCAGAAGUAUCCGUUCCAACAUCAGUGGUGGUGACUAUUGCCAAGUCAGGUCUCAACUCCGGCGGAACGAUGGUUCAGGUAGAGAAUCAGACAAGCACAUCGUCUACCAAAACUAUUCCAACCUUAGUGAAUUCAUCAUUGAACCGUGAACAGUCUGUUCUUUCACAGAACAUGGCAAAGGCAGCUCAUCCUCCAGAUGUGUAUAAUACAGAUACCAGCCAGUUUGCAUAUUCACCAUCAUUUUUACAAUACGCUCCGCCUCUCCAGCUGCCCAACCUGGCCAUUCCUGGAAUUCCAACUCCCGAUUUGGGAGGCCUGUCCUUUUCUGGCUAUUCUCCUCGUGUCCCUGGCCAAGCAUUUCUUCAUAGUCAGGCAUCCCUCAUGCACGGGAUGCUGGGAAAUCACAAAUCGACUAGUGUGCGAUCCCCGGUAGCAUCUAGGGCUUCUCCACGAAGCUUUCCAGCAAGUGCAGCAGGUGGAAUGUUGAAUUCGGGAACUACGGGGGGAAUAUCAGGAGGUUCAUCAAGUUCUGGAGGUUCGGGAGGACUCUCUGGAGGUUCGUCAAGUUCUGGAGGUACUCGUGGAGGUGUGAGUGAUGCUACUGUAGAAGAUGCUGCUGGGGGAUCUCAAACCUUUUUAGUUAAAGAGAAGGAAAGAGAGCAGCAGAAGAGGCAGGGCAAGUUGCCGUCUGCUGGGUAUCCCUCCCUCAUACCCGUUGGGGAUGAGAAGGUCCCUUAUGUGCCAGGGAUCCCAGGACCCUAUUCCCAGGGCAGUGUGUUGCAUCCUCCAGCUCACACCGUGCAGAGAAGCCCAUUGAUAGCAGUCGCUCCUGUCUCGGCACCUGUGCCAUCAACUGCACCUGUCUCCUCUGUUCCAUCUCUUCCAGCUUUAAUAUGCCCAUCUAGGGAGAAGAACCUGACAGUACCUAAGUUAAAAGAGGUACCCAGAGACCUCACAAGCAGCCCAAUGAGGGAGUGUGGUCACUCGCUGUCUAGUAAUGUCAAGGUCUCUCAUCGUCUCUCUCCAAGAAUGUCAUCAGUUAUUGGGAAAGCUCCCGAAGUUCGAUCCAUUAACCCGGAGAUACGAAUUCAUCCGGUAAAGUCGGAUGCAGCGCCAGAGAUGAAGACUUCGGAAAGGCUUGUGACUCCUCACGAAGAGCAGAGUUACGACAAUGGCUCAAAAGACGACUCGUCUGACUCUGAAGAAUUCCUGCCGCCUCGGAAACGUCCAAACUUUUUGGCACUAAAACCUCAAGCGUAUAUGCCGAAAUCUUCUCUAGCAUUGAUUGGGACAACCCUAGUCAGUCCUGACACCCCACGACCUAAGAAAAGUUGUGUACAAAUGCUUCUGAAUGGAUCAGCCUAUACUUAUUUAGGACACAAAGUCUCUACAAAGUCAUAUUUUUGUUGCAUUUAUAGACAACAGCCAAUGUAUGUACCUCAGUCUACUGACCCUAAGCUGUCUAUGUACUCUAAUUGGCAGAUUAGAAAGCCAGCAGAUGACAAUCCUUUCAAAUUGACGCCAUAUCAGGGUAUGGGGCUCUACGAGUCGAGAAAAUACGACCCAGCUUAUACAAUUGCAAAGCCUAAAGAGUUAGACUUAAUUCAGACUCAUUCAUCGUACUGGACAUUUAAGCAAGAGAAAGAGAAAGAUAAAGAAGUGGAAGAAAUAAAAUCAAAGGAGAAAGAUGGGAAGGAUAUCAAAAGCGAAGAGUCCUGUAGUAAAGUGUGUGAGCAAAGCUGCAGCGAAGGCAGCAGUGCCUCGGUGAAGCGCGAGAGUGAUGAUGACAGCGUAGGCUCUCCUUGUAAGGUCACCGACGAGGCUGAGGGCUCAGAUAGCGGUUCGGCCAAGCGGAUCAAAAUUUUUGAAGGGGGCUUUAAGAGCAGUGAAGACUACACGUACGUCAGGGGUCGUGGCAGGGGCAGGUACGUGUGUGAGGCAUGUGGGAUUCGCUGCAAGAAACCCUCUAUGCUCAAAAAACACAUCCGUACACACACCGACCUGCGACCCUACGCUUGUGGUCACUGUUCUUUUAGCUUCAAGACGAAGGGGAACCUGACCAAACACCUGAGAUCGAAGGCGCACUACAAGCGGUGUGUGGAGAUGGGCAUUGUACCAGUGCCGACGGUGGUCGAUGAAAGUCACGUCAACGAGGAGGCUCUGGCGCUGCAGGGCAAGAUGGAACAAGAAGGGAAGCUUGAUAACCUCGAUGACGAUGACGAAGAUGAUGACGACGACGAUGAAGGCGACGAGGACGACGAAGACGAUGACGACGAAUCUAUGGGGGAUGGUCACUAUGAAGGUGCUCACGGCAUGAACAUCUACCAGAGAGAUGGCACUAGUAUUGAAGUGGAAGAUGUAGGUGAAGUCGUGAAGGAAGUGAAAGAUUGUCCCCGCAACUCCGCCACUCCUGCAGCAAGAUCUGGUGUCUUGGUGAUGCAACCGAGCAAUCGCAGCUCAUCUGAUGCGCUUGGGUUACCUGAGAGCGCCAAGGAAGCCAAGUUCCCGAAAGCUACUGCUGGCGUAGAGUCGCCGCGUGACUCACCUAUGGAUCUAAGUGUCAAGAGAAUUCCAGUCUUAAAUUUUUCCCCAUUGUUGGAUAAAACGUCUACAGCAAAGAAAGCACCCCUUCCCAGGAGACCCUGUUUCUUGCCAUUGAUGAGCAGGCCAAACAUCACAAGUCAGAGGUCUCCAGUUUGCAGUCUGGCAUCUCCUGGCCCUCCUACGCCCAUCAGAGAACAUGCCUCAGAAAUUCUAUCUCCAGUGACAGAAUCGUCGACUCUUCUCAAGACCAUAUACAACACCACAGAGCGGGCGUCACAUGCUUCUUUUGACAUGCAGAACAUUGUUCCAGAUCCGACUAAGGAGAAUGGCUGCAGCAGCUCGAUGUUGCAGGCUUACCUGAAGGAACGUGCCGUCUUAGACACGACCAUUAAGCGGCACCAGUAUAAGGAGUCAUCGUCCUCGGAUACUUCGCCAGAUUCCCCGCAUGGCGGUAUAAAAACCAUCACUGCCGUGUCAUCUAGUAACACUGCGACCAGCGUGUCAUCUUUGAGUACGGCAGCAGAGAAUGACGAGUCUGCCCGCAAGCCAGAAGGAACGAACGAUGGUGAGAAAUCCAGUAAGGAAGAGAAGGAUGAGGAUGGUAGUGGCAUAACAAGUGAAGAGAAGAGUCGCCAGUCUACGGCAUCGCCCUCGGUGAGUGGCACUGCUGCUGCCACCCUCCAGUCUAACACCUCCAGGAUGCCAACACCGCCGGCAAACCUCACCGUCAUGAACACUGGUGGCAUUGACACCAAGACUUCCUUUCUGGUGCCAAGUGGCGUUGUACCCUCCUCUCUCAACAGGCUGGGUAAUGAUGAUGGGAAGUGUAAGUGCAGUAUGUGCCACAAGGAGUUCAACAAACAGUCACAGCUCAGCAUGCACAUGAAUAUCCACUACAUGGAGAGGCCAUACCGGUGCGAGUCUUGCGCUCUUUCCUUCAGAACCAACGGCCAUCUUCAGAAACACAAACGUUCUGUCAGUCAUUUUAACAAGGUGAACAUGAUUAACACCUUCGGCACACCCAGCACGGAUAAUCCUCGACCUUUCAAGUGCCAUGACUGCAAGAUCGCCUUCAGGAUCCACGGUCACCUGGCCAAGCACCUACGCUCCAAAAUGCAUAUUAUGAAGCUGGAGUGCCUCAGGAAACUCCCCUUUGGAACCUAUGCUGAAAUUGAGCGCUCGGGUGCCAACCUUAAUGAGAUUGACACGACAGACUGUGACAACUCUCUGGAGAGCUUACAGGCCAUGGCGUCGCGCUUGUUCGAGAAGGACCCCAAUAAACUAGGUGCUUGGCACAACCACCAGGAGCGCCAACACCACCGUGUCCGCACUGUCAGCAACUCUUCCACCAAUUCUGAUGACUAUCCACUGCAGGACGACCAGGAUGAGGUGCUCGCUACUAAUGACGAUGACACUGAGGGAGAUGAGGAUGAGGAUGUACCUGUAGCUCGGGAUGCUGGUAGACUGGGGUUUUCCGGAGCGGCAGGUAGCAGCCACAGCGACCUGCACACAACGCUCGCUCACCCGGUGUCGUCUCCCAUUGAAAUUGGCUCGGGAGCGACUGCUGGCCUCCUGGCAUGUCACCUCUGUCAUGAGAAGUUCCUAGAGCUAGAGCACCUUAGUGGUCACCUCUACACCGUUCAUAAAGUCUCUCUCACUUACCGCAACAGCUAGCGCAGUCCAUGGUGCAGCCGUACACUUGUGGGAUGUGCGAAGCCAAGUUCAGCAGCCAUAGCCAACUGAUGAGCCAUAGUCAGUACCACCUUCCAGCCUCCAGCAUGAUGAGUCUCAAGUCAUCGUGAUUUGUGACUGGGGUCACCACCAUCUUCCAGCCUCCAGUAUGAUGACUAUCAAGUCAUCAUUAGUGACUGGAGAUAUAGUCUUGCUGGACUCUAUCUCUUGUCCCUGCACAAGAUUCAUCUCCCGAGGAUAAAUACAGGCGCAGAAUCAACCACACAAACAACAACACACAUUCGCCCAAAAAACGCCACACACGAGUGGGUCACAAAGCACUAAAUGGCACCAGAGAAGCGUGUGUCAAAACAGAUAAUUCCAAGAAGGCUUUAAACCUGUAAGGGUUGUGGAGUGCUCAUAAAUAACAAUAAAACAUUUUUCGACUGAUGACUUGUCGUGUGUGGCCCGGCUGGUGCUACUCUGUAUAUAAGGUUCACGGACAAUAUAUAAUUUAUUUUUAUUAUAUUUAUAGGAAGCUCUCAACCUGUAUGGGUCAUCUGGCAACUGGAAAAUAAAAGGCAAAUAUUAUUACAUUUGUGGGGAAGCACUAAACCUGUGGGGACCAUACAGUGCCUGAGGGGGGCAAUCAGGUUCGAUCUGAGGAAGGAGAGAAUAGCUCCAUCUCCUUGGAGAAAGAACUCUUCAGCAGAUUUGUUGAUGGCUGUGUCAUUCAAUCAACCCUUUGCAGUCUAGGGGGUCAUGAUCCAAAGAAUUGGAGCUAGAGUCUCCUGUGGUCGAACUCGUUUACCUCCCAUUCCCAUGGCGAAACAUGACCCAUUUGGGUUUGCAGCUUCCCUGUGAAGCAAAUAAUACAUUCUCAACCUUGAUCAGAAGGUUCGAAAAUAUCGAUCAAUUGUCAACUGAAUUUUAAAAUCCGAGUGAAAGACAUUUUUCAAGUGUCGGUAACAUACGCAAACCUGUGAAAAUAUAUACUGUAUAAUCUUUUUUUUUCACAGAUAUUGAGUCUGCAACUCAAAAACCUUGUGAUGGUGAUUGUUUACACGUGUAUAAAUGAUGUUGCCCCCCAGGGUGAAAUACAUUGCCCCAGGUUUCAAAAAUGUUGAAAUUCAAUACAUGUAGAACUUUGUACAUGUAUAUACAUGUGUAUAUAUAUAUAUAUAUAUACAACCCUUUUGAAAUGGUUGGAAAUUAUUUUUGUGGCUUAAUGGAGAGAUGUUUGUAUAUACCAAAUUGCCCCAUUUAAAAUGGGCUAAAGGCCAGAUAAGCAGUUAUGUUUAUAUGUUUUAUCGUGUAAAUGGGGAAAUUAUAAACCUAUGUAUGAGUUAUUUAUCUCCUGGGAAAUAGGAGGUAAUGAGGUGUGAUGGGAAGAUGAGUGGGGUGAAUGUGAGUCCUCGGAUCACGAACCUCAGAUGACGCGGUGUUCCUGCAGCAGGGUAUACGUGUAUUGACGUUCAUGUACGUCGGCCUGGCUGUGUGUGCUUCAGGGCCUUCCACAGCUAGGCAGACCUGUGCGUGUGAUAUUGUAUUUUGCGGCUACGAAGCCACAGAUCUUAAGCUCUGAAGAAGAGCUUUCAAAACUGAUAUUAUAGCCACUUGCGACAUGGGGUGACAGACACGUGCGUGUCAAUGUGGCAAGUUCAGUGAUGCUCAAGUGUGUUACACAUAUAUAAAGAGUUUACCUAUGCCUUAAGGCUUUAUACCUGGUGUAAAAAUAGACACGUUUAAGAAAAGGCUUUAACUGCGGUACGUCUUGCUCUGUGUGGAGCUUUAUUGAUGCAAGGGGCCUCUAUAAGGUGUCAACCUUAUAGAGGGUAUUGACACAUGAGCAAACACUUUGGAUGUUUUAUUAUGGAGUGCUCGAGGCUCCAAAACUAAGAUAUUUGUAAAAAUAAACUAUCCCAAGUGCUUGCUUGUGUAUGAUGUACUGUAUGAUGGACUUUAGAAAUAUCAGGUAAAAUCCACAGGGUCAGUCAAUUCAGAAAUGGUAUACAAAGUUUGUUGUUUCAGAAUUGUUUAUAUUUUAUAAUCAAUGCAAAGCAUUCUACAACUGUUGUCCAUAAUGGCCAUUAUAUGCUGAGAGGUGUAUGUCUCCCAAUGUUCAGUGAGAGGUGUAUGUCUCCCAGUGUUCAGUGAGAGGUGUAUGUCUCCCAAUGUUCAGUGAGAGGUGUAUGUCUCCCAGUGUUCAGUGAGAGGUGUAUGUCUCCCAGUGUUCAGUGAGAGGUGUAUGUCUCCCAGUGUUCAGUGAGAGGUGUAUGUCUCCCAAUGUUCAGUGAGAGGUGUAUGUCUCCCAGUGUUCAGUGAGAGGUGUAUGUCUCCCAGUGUUCAGUGAGAGGUGUAUGUCUCCCAUUGUUCAGUGAGAGGUGUAUGCCUCCCACUGUUCAGUGAGAGGUGUAUGUCUCCCAGUGUUCAGUGAGAGGUGUAUGUCUCCCAGUGUUCAGUGAGAGGUGUAUGUCUCCCAUUGUUCAGUGAGAGGUGUAUGUCUCCCAUUGUUCAGUGAGAGGUGUAUGUCUCCCAGUGUUCAGUGAGAGGUGUAUGUCUCCCAAUGUUCAGUGAGAGGUGUAUGUCUCCCAGUGUUCAGUGAGAGGUGUAUGUCUCCCAGUGUUCAGUGAGAGGUGUAUGUCUCCCAGUGUAUGUACAGUGAGACGUAUGCCUCCCAGUGUAUAUACAGUGAGGUGUAUGCUUCCCAGUGUAUAUACAGUGAGGUGUAUGCCUCCCAGUGUUUAUGCAGCAAGAAGUGUAUGCCUCCCAGUGUAUAUACAGUGAGGUGUAUGCCUCCCAGUGUUUAUACAGUAAGAAGUGUAUGCCUCCCAGUGUAUAUACAGUGAGGUGUAUGCCUCUCGGUGUAUAUACAGUAAGAAGUGUAUGCUUCCCAGUGUAUAUACAGUGACGUGUAUUCCUCCCAGUGUAUAUACAGUGAGGUGCAUGCUUCCUGGUGUAUUUAAGUUAAAGGAAUAUUCUUGAUCAUCGGUGAGCCAGCGACGCAUCCAUAAUGACCCUCGUGUAGUCAGUGUACUUUCAACCCCAUUAAUCAACCAGCCAUCUGCUCCUCCUCUUACUCCACUAAAUCAAAAGGUAACUACGAUAAUAGACUCUACACAGAGCGGAACAUUGCCGCAACCAAAAGUUAUUCUGUAAUACGUCUCUUUAUGUUACUAUUGAUGGCAGUUUGCCUUUUAGAUACGGUUUAUAACUGGUGUUGUGGGUUUUCAUUGUACUUCCAGUUUAUAGCUCCAGCAGCUACUGAUAAAUUUGUGAGGGGAUGAGAUAUUGUAUGUAUUUUUAUUGUAUAUGUUUGUAUUGAAGGAUUUGUAUAGAUA